CAUGCGCGGGGUGCCCCGCGGCCACUAUGUACGUGGGCUAUGUGCUCGACAAGGACUCCCCGGUGUACCCUGGCCCCGCCCGGCCCGCCAGCCUCGGCCUGGGCCCCCAAGCUUACGGGCCGCCGGGCCCGCCCCCCGCGGCCCCGCAGUACCCUGACUUCACUGGCUACUCUCACGUGGAGCCGGCCCCGGCGGCCGCGACGGCCUGGGGCGCGCCCUUCCCUGCGCCCAAGGACGACUGGGCCGCCUAUGGCCCCGGCCCCGCGGCCCCCGCCGCCAGCUCAGCCCAGCUGGCCUUUGGGCCCCCUCCGGACUUUAGCUCUGUGCCUGCACCCCCUGGGCCUGGCCCGGGCCUCCUGGCGCAGCCCCUGGGCGGCCCGGGAGCCCCAUCGUCACCCGGAACACAGAGGCGGACGCCCUACGAAUGGAUGCGGCGCAGCGUGGCGGCCGGCGGCGGUGGCAGCAGCGGUAAGACCCGGACCAAGGACAAGUACCGCGUGGUCUACACCGACCACCAGCGCCUGGAGCUGGAGAAGGAGUUCCAUUACAGCCGUUACAUCACCAUCCGGCGGAAGUCCGAGCUGGCUGCCACCCUGGGGCUCACUGAGCGGCAGGUGAAGAUCUGGUUCCAAAACCGGCGGGCAAAGGAGCGCAAAGUGAACAAGAAGCAGCAGCAGCCGCCGCCACCCCCCCAGCUGCCGCCGCCGCCCCCCCUCGAUGGCACUCCCAGCCCGGCUGGACCGCCCCUGGGGGGCCUGUGCCCCAGUGGCGCUGGCCUCCUGGGCACCUCCUCCCCCAUGCCCGUCAAGGAGGAGUUUCUGCCCUAGCCCCCUGUGCGGCCCCACGGGCUGGGGCACCUGGGGACUCAGGCGCUAGGACUGUGGCUCCUGUGGGGCCCAAGAGGCCCAGUGUGAGUCCAGCCCUGCCACCUGCGUGUAGCGAGCCUGCUGGGCAAGGGCCUCUUCCAGUUCCUGUGGCCCGGGCCCCUGGGGGAGCAGGGAGUCCGGUGAGGAGGCUCUGCCUCCCAGGGACAUCUCAAGGCCCAGGCCGCUGCAUGAGGCCCCGCCUCCUCUGUGGGUUAUUGGGGGUGGAGUGGGAGACUAGGAGGGGGCCCCCAGAGAAAGCGGAUGGAGUGGAGAGAUGGUGGGGUGCUUGCAGACAGGACCUGUGGGUGAGAACGGGGUCUUACAGCCUCACCUCCGCGCCUGCCCCAUCCGACCAGGCUCGGCCCUCCCCAGCCUGGAGGCUGAGCCCAAGGCCCUGGGACUGAGCACCCCUCAGGCUGCAGAGCCACUUCCUCUGCGAGGGAGGCUGCUGGUGAGCCGGGUUCCUCCCCCAGCCCCAGGGAGCCCCGAAGGCUCCCUGGGACCGGGCGGAGCACUCGGCUGGACGGGUGUUGUGUGGCGAGCGGAACCUGAGGAUGG
Molecule: messenger RNA, 1424 nt
Organism: Oryctolagus cuniculus (rabbit)
Lineage: Eukaryota; Metazoa; Chordata; Mammalia; Lagomorpha; Leporidae
Gene: CDX1
Product: caudal type homeobox 1
Biological process (GO): anterior/posterior axis specification; embryo development; regulation of transcription by RNA polymerase II
Cellular component (GO): nucleus
Molecular function (GO): DNA-binding transcription factor activity, RNA polymerase II-specific; RNA polymerase II transcription regulatory region sequence-specific DNA binding
Source: RefSeq, a predicted model, not a curated record